Messenger RNA from Leptosia nina, 573 nucleotides. NCBI's taxonomy places the organism in Eukaryota, Metazoa, Arthropoda, Insecta, Lepidoptera, Pieridae. The record is from the annotation of a GenBank genome assembly.
AUGAUUUCGCUCGAUCCGAUUUCGAAAUUGGAACCUCGUGCUCUGGAGUCAAGUCAAUCAACAAUGCUACAAGUUGUAUGUAAAGGCAAUGUUAUCGAUAACGAAAAUUUAAAACAAAAUGAUUUAAAACCGUUAUAUAGAAGGAACUUCGUGUUAUUCCAAAGAGACUUAGAUCCUAACAUUGAAACCCGUCAUGAAGGCAGAGAUCUGGAAAGUGAUGAUUUGGAAGAAUCUAGUAAAAGCUUUGAUAAAGGACCGAUGGGCGAUCAACGAGCUGGUGAUGGACACACGUAUGACGGUGUUAAAGCUUUCUAUGUAAUUCCUGAUAGAAGGGACAAAGACCACGCACUAAGAGAUGAUGAAGACGAUCAGCAAAAUUUAGGUUAUCUUCUACGGUUACCACCAAGAAAGAAUCGCGUAGCGCUACCGAAAAACACGAAUAUGUCAAAUAAAAAAAUGUUUUUUCCUCUCUUUGGUUUGGGGUGGUGGGCUUUGAAAGGCCUACUGUACGCUAGUCUUGUAAAGGGAAUUGAAGAAGGGGCGACACACUUGAUAAAUAAAAGUAAAGGAUAA